AUGGCCGCGAGCCUGGGUAGUUUUCCCCAUGGAUGGAACGUCAACACCAGCAAUGUUGCUCAAGCACGAGCAUCAGCGCCAGCACCAGCACCAGCACCGACACCAGCAACGGCCCAAGCACCGCCGUCGCUCGCUCCUGGGCCGCUCGAGGCGCGCGAGGGCCCCGCUCCCGCUCAAUGGCAGGCGGUGAAGGACGAAAUCCGCGUGCUGUACGAAAAGAACCCCUUGCGAGAUGUCCGUAAGAUUAUGGAGAGGAAAUACGGCUUUAGAGCUACUGAGCGCAUGUAUAAAGCCCGGCUUUCGCAGUGGGGAAUCAGCAAGAACUACUCCGACAAGGACUACCAGAUAUGCUCGGUGCUCAACCACUACCGCCAGAAGAGCGGUAAGCGGUCGACGGCCUUCAUGAUACAUGGCCACAAACGCUCGCUCAAGGACCUCCACAAGUACGUCAAGGGCCGGAAGAUGACCGAAGAGGACUUCCUCGCAUCUGCCCUAGCCAAUGUCGACUGUAAAGGCGGAGACCAGCACCAGCAGCCCGAGCAGUACGCCCAUGUUCGAGCGUACACUCCCGAGCCCGAGGUCGAGGCGGACGACACGCCAUCGGCGUCGUCCGCUCCAGCGAAGGUCCGACCGGCAGACAUCAUUGCCAACAUCAAUCUCAGCCUCAAUGCAAACAUCAGUGCGGCCGAAUCCUCACCGACUGGCACGGCGUCUGACUCCGUGGCCGCCUCAGGAUCAGCCUUGCAUUCCACAGCCCCCACCUCGACCUCCAUGUCCAUCUCCGCGCUCCCGUCUUCUUCCGCGUUCACCACCAUCCACCACGGUUCGCCCACCUUGCAACAGAAGGCCCGAUCACCCCGCGCCACAGCCUCGCCAUCCUUUCCUCUGAUGCUUGCCACUCAGAUGACACCAUCUACGCAGCAGCAACAGCAUCAUCUGGGACAAGGUAGUCGGUUCGCGUCUAAAGAAAGCAACGUCACGUGGCCGCCACAGCCGAACUCCCCCCACUCGUCACGCGGCGGGUAUUUGGUAUCUUCACCCCAAGGCACGCCCUCAUCCUACACCUUCUCUGCCACCCAUGAGCCGCCCGUGCCGUUCGAAGACCAGGUCCGCCAUGCGAGCAGCUUCUACGACUCAUCCAGCCCCACGAUGCCCUGCCGGCGGCUCGGGCGCGACGUCGAGUUCAUGGCCCUGCAGGUCAUCGACGCCCCGCCGCUGCGAUCGCUGUGCGGCCACGACGACAUCCGCGCCUGGUCCCUCAUGAUGACAGACAGCAGCAGUAGAACCAGUAGCGCCUCCUCCGACGGCGACAGCAUGGACUACGAGCAGAUCUGCCCGACGUGCCACGAGUCGACGCGCGAACACUUCAUCAGCUUGCCAAAUCUAGAGAUGGCGCCGGCGCCGGCGCGUAAUAUCCUCAACGUGACGCAUGACUUCGCCGAGCCCCAGCCCGCGAUGGCCAUGGCCCUACCCACCAGUUCCCGUGGCCACGACCAUUCGUGGCGGUGGGUGGCGCGCUGCUUCGCCGCGUGCAUCUACCUUCGGCGAGGGAACCAUGCAUUAUCGCGACACAGCCUGGCGGAUGCGGACGCCGAGUUCGAACGUAUGCUCGCCCCACGCCAGGACCCGAAGGUCCUCCUUGCGCUCAACCAGACGGUGCAGAUCCUCCAGAUGCACGACCAGGGCGACCUGACCAAGACGAUCAUCACAUCAGCGUACCACGUGGCCAUGCGCACACUAGGGCCCCAGGACCCCGUCACCACCAUGGCGCGCUGGAUGGUCUACGUGGCGGAUGGGCAGAUGCGGCACCGCGACAUCACGAGCACGACGCUCCGCGCCCUGCACGACACGUUCGUCCGCCGCCACGGCGCCGACGACCCCCGCGCCAUCGCCUCGCUGUACUGCUACGGGUUCAUGCUGAACGUAGAGGCCCAGCCGCAGCGCGCCGAGCACGUGCUGCGCGAGGUCUACGAAGUGUCGGCCCGCGUGCUGGGCCCGCGUCACCUGCAGUCCAUCUCGGCGCUCACGAACCUGCACCGCGCCCUGCACAGGCAGGACCGGCUGGACGAGGCCGUCGACGUGUUGCAGCACGCGAUCCGCGACUCCAAGGACACGCUGGGCGAGAAUCACCCGCGUCGGCUGGAGAGCAUGCGUCUCCUCGCCCUGCUGUACAAGCAGCAAGGUCGGCUCGACUGGACGGAGCAGCUGUACUGGCAGGUGCUGGAAGGGCGGGUCAAAAUGCUCGGCAAGAACCACGCGUACACGCAGGGCAUAAAAAUCGACCUGGAAACCCUUUUGAAGGAGAUGGGAAAGUGGACUGUCAGGAGGAGAAGCCGGAGGAGCAGGAGCAGGAGUACCAGUCUGAAUCGGACUAGGAGCGCGAGUAGGGGCAGGAAUAGAACCACUGUUCGAGCAGCUGGGUUAACGGCUAGAAGCGGGAGAGACGAUGGACUCGUCCAGGAAGAGGGGGCAGAAGUCGAAACUGAAAGUGAGGCGCAGCUCCGCAUCCAGGAUAUCUUCGAGUGGGAUCCGCACGAGCAGUGGGACGAGACGCGGAGUGAGGGCGGGGACAGCGACGGGACGGGAAGUCAGCACGAAGCAUUUUAG
Molecule: messenger RNA, 2607 nt
Organism: Cladophialophora yegresii CBS 114405
Lineage: Eukaryota; Fungi; Ascomycota; Eurotiomycetes; Chaetothyriales; Herpotrichiellaceae
Exons: 2
Coding region: 1-2607 (868 amino acids)
Molecular function (GO): protein binding
Source: RefSeq, a predicted model, not a curated record